AUGAUAAAAUUUGCAAUAAAUGAUAAAAUUGUAAAUAUUUAGGCUUCUUGCAGGUGCGGUAGAUAAUUAAACAAAAGACUCUGAACUAAUGUAAUAGAAAUAAAUCAAUACUAACUAAAUAAAAGUGGUACGUUGAACAAUUAGUAAAUUAAUUUCUUUAAAAUAAUUUAUUUCGAUUCAAUAUUGUUUAAUAAAUUUGUAAAUAUUCGUAUCUGUCGUUUUAUUAUUUAUUUUAGAGAUUACGUCGAGUUCAAAUCGACUGCGGUUUGUCAAAUCUGUUCCUUUCUGUAAACGUCGUCAUUGCUUCUUCCGUGCGAAUGAAACAUUUUUAAAAUUUGUUUUAAUAACGCUCGAUAAUGCAGGUUCUACUUCAUUUAUGUAUAAAUUAUUAAGAAACAUUGGUGGAAUAUCUCUGGCGAGUCGUGAAAGCUACAGAUAUACAACAAUUAUUUUUCCAAGUUGCAAGCAAAUGCAAGAAAAUGUGCAUUUAUUGCAAUAUUAUAUAUUGAAAUGUCGACGGACGAUUGUAUCACGAACUUUAACGGAAGGAACUGAUUACCUAACUGGUUAUCGGGAUCUGGCGUUAAGAAAAUAUUUGAAAGUCUGUCGUUGCGAGAUAUGACGUCAACGUCAUUGCUAAAUUAGAGGACAUUCCAUUGGUGACUUGAUAAAAUAACGUACCAUUUAAAAUUCUAAUUCAUUAACUUCAUUCGCUGUGUGAGCAAACAAAAUAUGAAAUAUUGAGCAAGUAUUGAAGAGAAGGAGACUUUUAUUCUACAAUUAAUUAUAAAAAUAAUUCCUAUAAACCUAUAAUCGUGCAGAUACUAAUAACCCGGCUUCUUCGCAACAGCAUUCACGCCUAAAAAUAAAAUAAAAAAAGAGCGAAAUAUUGUCACUUAUGUUACAAUUAAACGUUGUAAAACAUUGCACGAACAAAACAUAAAGGAGUUAAUUACAAUCAAACGAUUGUGUGUACUGGAUCAAGAGAUAUAAGCUGGAAAAUCAGAUUACGAGAUCUUUGUUCGUUCCUUUUGCGUGGGAGGAAGCGUCAUCGCGACCGGAACACGGGUCCAUUAUGUUUCUUCUCACAACCGGGAAAUGACGACUGUGCCACCGUAGAAAAGAGGAGCAGAACCAGGAAGCUUCUCUCAUGAUCGUGACACACGCGUGCACUUGAUGUAACUGUAAUCGCUUAUCUGACAUAUUUUUGUACGUAUUCUAUGUGUCAUAAUCACACAUUCUGUCAACACGAGUGUCGAACGAAUGAUUUUGUUAACGUUACGUGCAUGGCAACGGAAAUGCUCGAAAAGGUUUUAUUCCGUACAGAUCUUUUUUUGGCAAAUUUUAGAAAUUUCCUUUCCCGGUGAAAAAUGCAUUUCACUUUCGUCCGAAAUUUCAAAGAAGUCUUAUUAAAUAAUUUAUACCCGAUGUACCUAAUUACUUCGUAUAAUAUUACAGUUACCUUUGAACUCGUGUCUCUUUU
Messenger RNA from Heterotrigona itama, 1483 nucleotides. The record is from the annotation of a GenBank genome assembly. NCBI's taxonomy places the organism in Eukaryota, Metazoa, Arthropoda, Insecta, Hymenoptera, Apidae.